AUGGAAGCGAAAGCGCCAUCAACAAAGAAAGGUUUACAGUCACUGCUGGGCAAGAUCAAUUUCCUAAGGAGAUUUAUCUCAAACCUUAAUGGGAAGACGCAAGCAUUUUUGCCUUUGCUUCGACUCGACAAGGAAGUGUUCGAAUGGGGGAAAGCUCGGCAAGUGGCGUUCGAUAAGAUCAAAGCGGACUUGAGCCACCCACCAAUUUUGACGCCACCUUGUAGAAAUAAAAGUAUGAGAUUAUACAUAUCUGCAUCUGAUAAAACCUUAGGGAGCAUGUUAGCACAAGAGGAUAAUAAUGGUGUCGAUGGAGCCAUUUAUUACCUCAGUCGGGUUUUAAACGAUGCAGAAAGUAGAUAUAGCAUGAUCAAAAAGUUUUGUUUAUGCUUAUAUUUCUUCUGUACAAAAUUGAAGCAUUAUAUCAAACUUGUUGACGUGUAUGUUUCAUCUCAUUACGAUAUUAUUGAACAUAUGUUAUCUAAACCAAUUUUGCAUAUUCGAAUUGGGAAAUGGGCAUUAGGAUUAACUGAAUUUUCCUUAACAUAUAUGCCAUUAAAAGUUGUGAAAGGCCAAGUGGUAGCAGACUUCAUAGUCGAUUACUCAAUUGACGCUGACGCUUUGAACUAUGUUCAAUUAGGGUCGUGGAAGUUGUACUUCGACGUAUCUAGCCAUAAAAAUGGAACAGGUGUCGGAGUCAUAGAUAUAUCUCCAAAUAAAAUUCCAAUGACAUUCCAAUAUAAAGUAGAAGGCAUUUGUUCGAAUAACGAAGCUGAAUACAAAUCCCUCAUAGCAGGACUUGAAAUGUUGUUGGAAUUGGGGGCAACUAAGGUCGAGAUAAUGGAAGACUUAGAGUUAGUCAUAAAACAGAUCACGAAAGAAUAUAGAUAUGUUAAGGAGAAUCUGAUCAUGUAUUUUAUUAUCUCCAGUCGAUUGUUAAAAAGGUUCAAAAUGGUUUAUAUUCGACAUAUACCACAAAUAGAGAACAUGAUAGCUAAUGACCUGGCUCAAAUUGCAUCCGGGUACAAAAUUUUGAAGGAAAAGUUGCACAAAGUCAUAGAACUCAGAGGAAAGGUGGUGGCAACCAGAUUAACUCCCUUUGAUUUAGAAAAGACAAGAUUAGGAUGUGUUGAUGAAGGAAAUUUUGAAAUAUUGGCGAUAGACAGUUUGGCGGAUGAAGACUGGGGAAAGCCAAUAGUAGUAUACCUACAGAAUCCCACAGCCUCUACUGAUCGAAGAACUAGGUAUCGAGCAUUGAGUUACGUUCUUUUGGGUUCAGAGUUGUUUAAGAAAUCUCUAGAAGGAAUUCUGCUGAAAUGCCUUAGUGAGUCAGAGGCAUACUUGUCCCUUUCAACUAUACAUAGUGUAACAUGUGGGGUACACCAAGUCGGUCAUAAGAUGAAAUGGCUUUUAUUUCGGCAAGGAGUGUAUUGGCCUACUAUGUUGAAAGACUAUGUUGAAUUCGCAAAAGGAUGUCAAGAGUGUCAGGUGCAUGCAGGCAUACAAAAUGUCCCUGCAAGUGAAUUACAUUCUAUCAUCAAACCAUGGCCAUUUAGAGGUUGGGCUUUGGACUUGAUUGGAGAAAUUCGACCUCCCUCAUCGAAAAGCAAAGAUACAUAUUGGUAG
Lathyrus oleraceus (garden pea) is the source of this 1623-nucleotide messenger RNA. RefSeq lists its product as uncharacterized. The transcript has a single exon. The coding region runs from base 1 to 1623 and encodes 540 amino acids. Lineage: Eukaryota; Viridiplantae; Streptophyta; Magnoliopsida; Fabales; Fabaceae. Gene Ontology annotation, molecular function: RNA-DNA hybrid ribonuclease activity; nucleic acid binding. The record is from RefSeq and is a predicted model, not a curated record.